Penicillium chermesinum is the source of this 1653-nucleotide messenger RNA. RefSeq names its product MFS general substrate transporter. The record is from RefSeq and is a predicted model, not a curated record. Bases 1 to 1653 code for a protein of 550 amino acids. The transcript is spliced from 4 exons. NCBI's taxonomy places the organism in Eukaryota, Fungi, Ascomycota, Eurotiomycetes, Eurotiales, Aspergillaceae. Gene Ontology annotation, molecular function: transmembrane transporter activity. Gene Ontology annotation, biological process: transmembrane transport.
AUGAGCCUUCCAGCCAGUUCCACCGACGAACCCGACAGGCGAGAACCCAAUGAAAAAUUACCGGUCGCCGGUCCGUCGCCUACGGAGUCCGCCAACCUUGCCUACAAUGAGUCCGAGAUACCACAGGGAGAUGCUAGCAGUGGCAUCGGCAGGAAGAUGAGCAACCUGCGCUGGUUUGUGGUAUGCGUUGGAUUAUAUCUAACGGCGUUUUUGUACGGGCUAGACUCCACGAUCGCUGCGGAUGUGCAAGGGCCCAUUCUGGCUGCCCUCGGGGAGCUCCGCCUCCUGCCCUGGGUUGGAACGGGGUUUCUACUCGGCUCAGUGGCCACCGUUUCGCUCUUCGGCUCGCUGUACUCCAAGCUAGAGGUCAAAUGGCUAUACCUGGGUAGCAUCCUGACCUUCGAAGUGGGCAGUGCGAUCUGCGGUGCGGCCCCGAAUAUGCGAGCCAUGGUUGUUGGGCGGGUCGUUGCCGGAGUAGGUGGCUCAGGUGUCUAUCUUGGAGGCAUCAAUUACAUCUCCGCUUUUGUUUCCGCCGCCAGACGGCCGAUUUACACUGCUUUGAUCAGCACAUUUUGGGGAUUAGGGGCCAUCCUGGGGCCUGUGAUCGGCGGAGCAUUUGCACAGAGCUCAGCAACGUGGCGGUGGGCCUUCUAUAUCAACCUGGUACUCGGAGGGGUGACUGCUCCAAUAUAUAUCUUCUGCCUUCCACGCCACGGGACACAUCGUCACGAAGAGAUCCUUCCGCGCAUUCGGAACCUCGACUGGCUCGGCGCGUUGCUCAACGCCGCGACUUACUCUCUCUUCAUUAUCUCGUGCACGUACAGUGGCUCGACGUGGCCCUGGAACUCCGGCUCCAUCAUCGCCCUCUGGGUGAUGACUGGGGUCACCAUCAUAUUGUUUGCACUCCAGCAGGGGACGGCAUUCCUGACGACAAAGGAAGAUCGGAUUUAUCCCGUCUGGUGUCUGAAGAGUCGGGCAUUGAUUCUACUGUAUAUUGGAACUGCCGGUAGCAGCGCAGUUUUGCAAUGUAACAUCUACUACAUUGCUCUCUUCUUCGAAUUCACCAAGGGAGAUGAUGCGAUCUCAGUUUCAGCCCGGCUGCUGCCCUUUAUUUUCCUCAUGAUCUUUAGUUCUCUAUUCAGUGGAACCCUCUUGCCGAGAUUCAACGUUUACGCAGCGUGGUACCUCAUCUCCGGCAUCAUAGCGUUGGUCGGGAGUGUCCUCCUGUUCGAGAUCUCGACUGGGACACCUCCCAGGAAUAUAUAUGGGUUUGAGAUACUAACGGGAAUCGGCUGCGGUCUGACAUUCCAAGCCGCCUACGCCAUUGCCUUAAGCAAGUCGCCCCCGGAGAAAGCAACCUCCAUUCUGGGCUUCAUCAACGUCGCCCAACUCGGCGGUGGGGCUUUAGCGCUGGCAAUAGCAGGGACAGUCUUCCAGAAUGUGGGAUUCGACACCUUGCAGAGUGCUCUCAGUGGUAGAGGGUAUGCCGCUGGGGAGAUUCGUGAGGCUCUCGGUGGUGGAUAUUCGGCCAUUCUGAGCGAUGGAACUGCCGAAGUGCGUGCCAUUGCCUCAGAUGCGAUUGGAAGAACUAUCGCAAAGGUGUUUGGCAUCUCUAUGGGGGAAGCGCGGCGGUGCUUGGGGCAGGACUGUUAA